UACAUACAAUAAUGGCAUUUUCAUUUCGUAUUGGCACCAAGUGGUGUCACGAUUUCCCAAAACUGGCCAGAGAUUCAGGAUUUUAUUUCAAUACGCAUAAGUCCAGAGUGCGAGUAGAUUGGAAUCGUAUAAGUAAUAUAGAUAUAGAUCGAAUUAUAAGAGACAGAGACUUUCACGCCAUCGAUGAUAAUAUAAACAGUGUAAUAGAUUAUUCUUUAGAAAGUGAAUACGACGUUAAGAUCCUGGAUUCCAAUUUUGUGAAACUCUUUCGACUUGCGCAGCUGGCAGUUGAAUAUUUAUUAUAUUGUAAGGAGUAUUUAGACCACAGUGUGGUAAUAUUGAAAGAUGAAUUAAGAUUAAAAAUAGAAGAUAACGUUAAAUUGAAAAAGGAAACUGCUACUUUAGAAGAAAUAGUGAAGAAUUUGAAGGAUAAAGCAAAAGAUAGAAGUAAAUUGAUAGAAACUAAAAUUGGAGAUUGCAAUGGUGAAAUUUAUAAAUGUCCCCAUUGUCCGAAAACUUUUAUAUCUCCUAUGUUUGUAAGCGCUCACAUUCUGCGUCGACACGCGUAUGCUUCAGAUUUAUGCAUGACUUCUUCCCCUAUACAUGAGCAUUACCGUAGCGAAACUGAAAGAUUGCAUAACGAAAUAAAAAACUUAAAGGAAAGGUUAAAUGAAACUGAGAGAGUAAUAAGGAAUGAAUCUGAAAAUGUUGCCAAUAAAAAAAUGGUGGAUUACGAAAAAAAGUUGCCCGAAAAGGAAAUCGAAAGUUGUAAACAUGAUAUUAAUAAAUCUGAGGAAUAUCAAGAAUACAAAGAAUAUCAGGAGGAAAUAAAAAAUUUGAAAACUAUACUUUUUGAUGAGAUACAUAAUUUAAGACAAAAGGAAAAGAUGAUGCAGGAACGAACAUCAGAAGCAAAUGUACAAACAUUGAUGAAUCAACAAGAAAAAGAAUUUAUAAAGUUGAAAAAUCAAUUAUUCGAACAGUUAACUCCAGAUAUAGAAAGCAUGAAUGCAAAGUUGCAUGCACAGGAAAAUUAUUGGAAAUCCAAAAUUGAACUCUUGGAAAACCAGCAUCAGAAAGAUGUAGAAAGACUUACCGCAGAACUGAAGGUAACACAAAAAGCAGCAGAUGAUAUAAAAAGUGAAUACGAAUCUAAAGUUAGCAAUUUGGAACGUCAAACUUUCAAUCAGUCACACAUUUUAAUUGAACAAAGUAAAAAAUUACAUUCUCUGUCAAACGAAAUGAAUGUUUCACAAUUGAAUGAAAGAAAUACAAAUUCUGAAAACAAUUUGCAAAAGAGAAGAGAUCAAUCUGUAACAUUAAAUCAAACUAAUGAAAGUGGAAAAAAUUCAAAUGAAAAUGAUCUAAAAGAAAAAGAUCGUGAUAAUGGAGAAGUAGAAGAAGUAAUUACUAGAAAUAUGGAUAGUACUCUAGAAUUUCCAUUAAAAUUGCAAAAUAAACUUUCGAGAAGUGUAGAUACCUUGCAUUCUGAAAAUAUACCUGUUAUGUAUGAAGAUAAAAUAAUUAGUAAACAUAAAAGUACAAAAAGAAUGAAAAAUUCAAAAUUUGAGAAUAAAAGAAUUGCGAAAAAAGAUCUAAAAAAUGUCAGUUCAAAUGAUUUAUUAGAAUCUAAAGAUUCAGUGCCUAUGGAGAGAAUUGGUUAUGAAAAAAAAUAUACAAAAUAUGACUCAUAUGAUCCAUUAAUUGUAAAAUCUGAUUUGAAUAAAACUGGGACGAAUGAGGUAGAAAAUACAAAAUUAAGAAAUUUAUCUCAGAAGUAUUUAUCUAAUACGAAUAGUAGCAAAAAAUCAAAAACAUUAGAAGAUGACGUAACUUCUGAUACAAGCUCCGAAUCUGAUUCUAAUUCACAAACACAGUCGGAAUCGGAAAGUAUUACUGUAAUUGAUAAUAAAUCUCCAGUACGUAGCCAUAAACAAAAAUCAUCAAUUUUGACAAAUUCUAAGAAAACAAUAGAGCACAAUUCAUUUCAUGAAAGAUUACAGUCGAAUUUGCAAAAUGCAUUUGAACAGAAAUUGAGAGAUCUAGGAAUAGAUCCAGAAUGGCAAGGAAUACCAAAUGCUACUUUUAAACAAAAAAUUGACAUUUUAAAACAUCAUCAAAAAAUUACUAUGAAAAAAUUACCAAAAUAUCAUCAGAUUAAAUCAAAGAUAAUUGAAGAGGUUCUUAAUAAAAUAUCUAGAAAGGGAAAGGCAAUAAAAACUAUCAAACAAAAACAUCUGUCUUUGAAUAAAUUAAUAAGCAACUCAAAAUUAUCAGCAACCAAAGCAUUUAGUGAUAAAAGAGAUCCUGGUAAUUACUUGAUGUGUUAUUUGACUAAUAAAAGAAUAUUUGUUAAUAAAAUUAUGUUUUUUCCAGGCAAUUCUGUUUCUACAUCACAACUACAGAAUAUAAUACCAAGUAAAUUGCAUUCUACUCCACAAAUCGAUCAUUCUGUUAAAAAUAUGAAUGAAAGUGAAUUAUCUCCAAUAAAAUCUACAAUAAUUACAAGCUACAAAGAUAUAGAAAGUUUAAUAAAACUUUCUCCAAAUUCAAUAAAAUCAGUGGAAAGUACAUGGCAUUCACAAGGAACAUAUACAAGAAAAGACUCUUUGAAUAAAAUGAGAGUUCUACUUGAUUCUGAAGAAGAUAAAGUAAUAACGAAUAGUAGAGGAGUGUUAGAUGUUAAAUCCAUUGAGAACAAUAAUGCAGGUAAUUCGCAUGUACAGUCAGAGUUACAAAAUAUUUCGAUAUCUCCAAAGUAUAAUAAAAGUGUCUUGAAAUCUGCGAGUGGUUCAACAAGUAGUUUAACGAAGAAAAAAGUUUUUUUCGAUUUGGCAAAUGAAAAAAACGAAGAAUCAUUAUCCGAAUAUGAUAGUGAGAAAGAAGAAUUAUAUGAUAGCAAUUGGAAUAUUUCGAGAACAUCUGAUGAGAAAAAGCAUUUAUCUGAAAGAGAAAGUUACAAAAGUACAAGUAAUAUUAUGUUAAAGACUGUUCAAAGUGAUAAAAUUGCAGAAAUAUCAAAAAAACUUGAAGCACAGUUAAGCAUGGUGAGACGAAAACCUGUAGGAUCGAUUGAAACUAUGUUUUCUUUAAAGUAUGUACAAGAUAGAGAAAAUCAUAGUAAUGAAAACCAGAGAAUGAGUUCUACAAAUAUAGCUUCUCUUUUAGAGAGCCCAGUUAGAACAUCAACAUUCAGUCCCAAAGUGGUAAACGAUUCAUUGCCACAAGCAGCACCACGUAAUUUAAAAAAUAAAAUACCUGAAAGUUCACACUCGGAUUCAAUAUCAGAAAUUUCAGAUUUAGAUUCUGAUAUAGAUAAAAUCUUAAGAUUAGAAUGAUCAUUUGCAUAAUUAACAUAAGUAAAAUGUAGUUUUCUUUUUAUUUUAGUUUAUAAAGACUAAUUAUCAUUUAGGUAAGAAUUCAUUAUCAUUUAAGAAAAACAUUUUAAAACCGAAUACUCAGUAUGACACAGUGCCUUGAUAACAAUAACAGUCAAUUACGAUACUGCUAUAUGAUUAUUUUUUGUUAAUUUUAAACUAGUCCCCAAAACCAAAGAGACAAUCGUUGUAUGAUGUAAGGCCAGUAUUUAUUUUAUUUAUUAUAUGAAACUUUUGUACAGGGAAUAAAUGCAUUUUAUUAAAUGG
Hylaeus anthracinus is the source of this 3644-nucleotide messenger RNA. It is a transcript of the gene DZIP1, whose product is annotated as cilium assembly protein DZIP1. The transcript has 5 exons. The record is from RefSeq and is a predicted model, not a curated record. Bases 12 to 3338 code for a protein of 1108 amino acids. Lineage: Eukaryota; Metazoa; Arthropoda; Insecta; Hymenoptera; Colletidae. Gene Ontology annotation, cellular component: cytoplasm; ciliary basal body. Gene Ontology annotation, biological process: cilium assembly.